Messenger RNA from Lactuca sativa (garden lettuce), 3198 nucleotides. Its product is annotated as receptor-like serine/threonine-protein kinase SD1-8. Gene Ontology annotation, molecular function: protein serine/threonine kinase activity; ATP binding. Gene Ontology annotation, biological process: recognition of pollen; protein phosphorylation. Gene Ontology annotation, cellular component: plasma membrane. Lineage: Eukaryota; Viridiplantae; Streptophyta; Magnoliopsida; Asterales; Asteraceae. The record is from RefSeq and is a predicted model, not a curated record.
UUUCCAAUCAAACAUGGUUUUAAAUGGGCCAUAUUUGUUGUUCAAAUAAUAUUCUAAUGGAGUACUCAAUGUUUGAAUGUUUUUUUUACUAACUUUAUUUUAAAUUUCUUGUUAUUUAUAUUUCUUUUUACCUAAAUAAAUAGAGUUCAUAAUUCGACUAAUAAGUAUGUAUAUACAUUAGUAUUUUUAGUAUUUCUUUUUUCCCAAUUUGACUGUUUCUAUGUUUGUCCCUAAUUAUCCACAUUAGUUUACUUGCCAUUGCUCUUGACUUCUUGAGGUACUUGCAAUAUAAUUUCCGUAAAUUAUUAAUCAAGUUUCAUCCGUUUCAUCCGAAAAGUCAACUAUACGAAUGAAAAAAAUAUAAACACCACCAUCUCCACGAAUUCUUUGAAGUUGACAACCUUCAUAUAACCUCCAAUCACACAAAUCAUUGAACACAAAAAUUCUGUUAGUGUUAAUCUGUAACUUUCAAAGAAUGAAAACCCUCCAUAGCCAUGUCAGCACCUCCAUCUUCAUCUUCAUCUUGUCACUCUUGUACCCUUUUCACUCUCUAGCUAUCGACACCAUCACAUUCUCACAGCCACUUACCAUCAAUCAAACUCUAGUUUCUAAAGAUGAACAUUUUGAGUUGGGGUUCUUUAAUCCAGGCAACAAUAAUUUGUAUAUAGGCAUUUGGUACAAGCAAAUUCAGCAGAAAACAUAUGUUUGGGUAGCUAAUAGAGACACCCCCAUUACUUCAUCCUCCGGGAACCUAACCAUCAUCAGCAACGGCAACAUGGUGCUUGUAAAUCAGACGGGAACCAUCGUCUGGUCGACAAAUCAACCUACACGGGCGGGGAACACGGUGGCGCAGCUUUUGGACAACGGUAACUUUGUGCUUCGUCUGGAAAACGAUGAGGAUCCAGAAAAUUAUAUUUGGCAAAGCUUUGAUUAUCCGACUGAUACUUUAUUGCCGGAGAUGAAACUGGGGUGGGACAGGAAAUCUGGAAUUACUCGGAUUUUGAGGUCGUGGAAGACAAUCAAUUUAGAUCCAGGAACUGGUGAUUAUUCUCUUAUGUUCACUGUUCGUCAUUUCCCGGAGAUUUUGCUUAUGCGCAAGGAAACGUUAAUUCGUCGGAGUGGACCGUGGACUGGAAGAAGGUUUAGCGGUGUACCGGAGAUAAAAGGGAGGAGUAUAAUGCAGUUUGACGUUGAAGAUAAUUCAGAUGAGAUUUAUUAUUCAUUUAAAUUGGUGAAUAGUUCAAUUUAUUCACGAUUGGUUGUAUAUUCUUCUGGUGUGAAUCAAAGAUUGGUUUGGGCUGACACAACAAAAACUUGGAGCGUCUACUGGUCUUUCCCCGGUAAUUGCGACCACUUUGGUGAAUGUGGUCCGUCUGGCAUUUGUACUGCAAACCCUGCACCGAUCUGCAGUUGUAUGACUGGAUUCCAUCCGAAGAACAAACAAGCAUGGGAUCUCCGAGUUGGGUUGGAUGGGUGUGUUCGAAACUCCAGCUUGGAUUGCAGGUCGGAUGGAUUUAAGCUAUUCAAGAACAUGAAACUGCCGGAGACUUCGAAAGCUUUUUUAGAUCAGACGAUAAAUUUGAAAAAGUGUGGUGAGAUUUGCAAAACGAAUUGUUCUUGUGCUGCUUAUGCUAAUAUGGAUGUCACUGAAGGCGGGUCGGGUUGUGUGAUUUGGGAAGGGGAUCUCAUCGAUAUGAGGCAGUAUGCUGAUUCGGAUAAUGGUGGAGAUGAUCUUUACGUUAGAGUUGGAGCUUCUGAUUUGGAUAAACCACAACAACCACCAUCAUCACCACCACCACCACCACCACCACCACGACGGCCAAAUACCAAAGUUGGCAAGAUUGUAGGAAUUAGCAUUAGUGCUUUUGCUAUGCUCAUAUGUCUACUGAUACUCUUCUACUUGAAGAGGAAGAAAACACAACCAUUGGAAGAUAGACAAGGUCCAGAAGACAUCAUAUUAAAUGAUGGGGUUAUUCUGCCAAGUAGGAGAGAUUAUCUUAGCGAGGCAGUCAUUGAUGAACUCGAAUUACCAUUGUUUGAUUUUACAACACUGGUCGUGGCUACAAACAACUUCUCAGACACAAAUAAAAUUGGGCAGGGUGGCUUCGGGUGUGUUUACAAGGGUAUAUUAACGGAAGGUGAGGUUGUAGCAGUAAAAAGGCUCUCUAGAGUUUGCGACCAAGGGAUUGAGGAACUUAAAAAUGAAGUUCGAUUAAUCGCGAGACUCCAACAUCGAAACCUUGUUCGAGUACUAGGUUGUUGCAUUGAGGUCGAAGAGAAGUUGUUGGUUUAUGAGUUCAUGGAAAAUAAAAGUCUCGAUAUGUUCCUUUUUGAGAAAGAGAAAAACUUGAAACUAAAUUGGAAAAUCCGACUCGAGAUUAUACGUGGGAUUGCACGUGGACUUCUUUAUCUCCAUCAAGAUUCAAGAGUUACAAUCGUCCAUCGAGAUAUGAAAGCAAGUAAUAUUUUGCUUGAUAAGGAAAUGAACCCAAAGAUAUCAGAUUUUGGUAUCGCGAGAAUUUUUGGGAAUGAUCAGACAGAAGCAGAAACAAAGAUAGUGGUUGGAACAUAUGGUUAUAUGUCACCCGAAUAUGCGAUGGAUGGUCAUUUCUCAACGAAAUCAGAUGUUUUCAGUUUCGGAGUUUUGAUUCUUGAGAUAGUAAGCGGUAAAAGGAACAGGGGAUCAUCCAACACGAGUAACAAACUUAACCUUCUUGCACAAGCAUGGAAGUUAUGGAACGAAGGAAAUGCUUUAGAACUACUAGACGAAUCUCUUAGGGACAAAUUUUUAGAGAAUGAAGUUUUAAGGUGCAUACAAGUUGGACUGUUAUGCGUUCAAGGACAACCGGAAGAUCGGCCUAACAUGUCAAAAGUUUUGAUACUAUUGAGCAAUGAAACGGUACAAAUUCCACCACCAAAACACCCUGGAUUAUUUACUAGAAAAAUAAACAACGAGACAGAAUCUUCAAGCAAAGGCGAUGAUUCAAUGACCGUAAAUGGAAUCACGAUCUCGAUAUUAGAUGGUAGAUAGUGAAACUAUGUUUGUUACCAUCUAGCAUCAAUUGUACAUCACAACUUUUUUAUUUAAUCAAUGUUGGUUUGUUAAUAUCUUUCUUAAGUGAAAGGCAGAUUAUGACAUAUUUACACAUUAUAGCAAGUGUGAAUUUGGGUCGGAUAUUAUAAUGGUCAUAAAUCAUA